UAAAGUUUGUUUUUUCUAUAUAUGUUCUGACAUCUGGGCCGUCAAAUGAUGGACGGUUGUCGGUGCCGCUAGAUUUUAAAUUCAUUGGUACGUUAAAUUGCUUGCCCACAAACCCUAAUGAAGCCCUAGAUUGCAGAGGGCUUUGAGAGGGAUGCGGCAAGAGGCGCCUGGCACGACAAGCGCGGGACGGCGCUGCUGAUCUUCUCGGCGCUGCGAUUUCAGCGAUGGCCGACAUGCUGGCAUCUGGACCAUCUGGUGGCCUCUUCCGAGAGACUUCCAUAAUUUCCGUGGAGCUUGAAUCGGGAGAAGUCUACAUAGUCGCCAGCCUCGCGAGUAGAAGGGACACUCAACUUAUUUAUGUCGAUCCUACCUCCGGAGCUCUUCGGUACACUUUCCAGGACCAGUUUGACAACUUCCAGACCGACUCGGAGGCUAUCAAGUUCGUGACGGCGGGUUCGCGAUGGCUGAUCAAGAACAAAGUUUACGCGCGGGCAAUACUCGGAUACGCAGUCUAUGGCUGCGUUGGGCUGCUCGUGCUGGCCACCAAAGUUCGAGCUUCCAUCAAGGAUAUGCCUGGAGGUGACACAGUCUACACUGUUAUGGAGAGCCAGUGGGUGAAGAUCCCGCUCAGGAAUCCUCAGCCUCAGUCGAAAGCCGAGCUGAAGAAUGCGAGCGACUUGCUGGACAUCGCCAUCGACGGAAUGCACUUCUACUGCGAGACGAGAGACGUCACCAGGCCGUUUCCCAGUGACAUCUCCGUGCACGAUCCGGACCUCGAGUUUGCGUGGAACGUUUGGUUGACAUCGCCUUUCAAAGACAUCGGACUUCACCAUCACUGUGUAGUCCUUUUGCAGGGUCUUGCAGAUAGUCGGACGUUUGUCGAUGCCAAAGGGCAGUAUGCAACUGUAGCAAUAACAGCGAGGAGGAGUCGUCUACAUCCUGGAACUCGCUAUCUAGCACGCGGGCUUAAUGCUGCGUAUAGCACUGGUAACGAGGUCGAGUGUGAGCAACUCAUUUGGCAACCUGGAGCUUCUCCUGGGCCAGUUCCGUUUAGCACAUACUUGUGGAGACGAGGCACAAUACCGAUAUGGUGGGGCGCCGAGAUAAAAUCAACAGUCUCAGAGGCCGAAAUCUAUAUCGCUGAGACGGAUACAUACAAGGGGUCGGCACACUAUUUCAAGAGGCUUCUUUACAGAUAUGGCCAGAUCGGCGAUAAGAAUCCCGUUCCUAUCGUCUGCGUCAACCUUCUCAGGGGAGCUCUAGGAAAGUCGGAGGUUCCAUUGCUUCAACACUUCCAAGAUUGCGUCGAUCAGCUAAACUCGAGAAAGGAGAUACCCGAAGCAAAGCUGUGGCUAUUGAACUACGACUGGCAUGCAAACAUAAAGCUGAUAGGCGAUGCCCGGACCGUGGAUGGUCUAUGGCAAUUACUCCAGGCUCCAACAAUGGACGUAGGCUUUAAGCUGGGGACUUACGUUCCUACUGCUGACAAGAGCCGGGCCUCUAUCACUCCCGGGGUCCGAGGUGGAGGAUGGAGGAUAACAGACAGGCAACGGGGCAUUAUUCGUUUCAACUGCGCUGAUUCUUUGGAUAGAACAAACGCGGCUAGUUUUUUUGGAGCUGUACAGGUUUUUUCGGAGCAGUGUAGAAGACUCGGAAUAGAUUUAGAUUCGGACAGGUCCAUCCAGCCUCAGAUAUCGAGUUCGAGAGUAUCGCUUGGCCCGCUCCCUCCUGGCUGGGAGAAGAGGAAAGAUGCAGUCACAGGACAGGUGUUUUAUAUCGACCACAACACUCGGACUACUACCUGGGACCAUCCGUGUCCCGACGAGUCAUGGCGGAGAUUCAGCAUGACCGCAGACGAGUUCAAGCUGGCCACUUUAGGUGCUCCUGUGUCGAUGAUGGCGGAGCUUUUCCUUCUCGCAGGCGACAUACAUGCGAUGCUUUACACCGGGUCUAAGGCAAUGCACAGUCACAUUCUUCAAAUUUUUAGCGAAGACGCAGCCAAGGCUAAACGAACCGGAGCCGCUCAGAACGUGGCAAUAACGCUCCAGCGGAGAUAUUUGAACGUGCUCGUGGAUAACACACGGCAAAAGCAGCUCGAGAUGUUUCUGGGAAUGCAUCGAUAUCAGCAUUUUCCUUCCAUACCGGAGAGGCCCAUUCAGAUACUUUCAAGAUCGUACGCAUUCUUGCUGAAGCCAGUGCCUAGUGCCUUCCCCAGUCUUUAUAUCCCCGACUCGCUCAUUAACGUGAAACAUAAAGACUUGAUAUGGGUCUGCCCUUCAGCUGCAGAAUUUGUGCAGUUUUAUAUUUUUCUUUCAGAACCUUGUCACGUAUGCCAACUCCUGUUAACUGUUGGCCAUGGAAUGGAGGAUAUGUCAUCCCCAACGUCUUUUGAUGUUCGAACUGGACGUCAGAUUGAUGAAAUGAAGCUAGUUCUAGAGGGAGCAAACAUACCUCGCUGUGCUGCUGGAACGACGCUAUUGUAUUCCCUUCCAGGUGCGAUAAAUCCGGAAGAAGGAGCUAUCACUGGUGCAGGACAUUUCCCUUGGCUUUACGACUACGAAGAACAAGAGGGUGAAGUCGACUUCUUGACGCGCUUUGUGGCCGUCACAUUUUAUCCUGCAGCACCAGGCGUUCCUAUCACUCUUGGAGAGGUUGAAGUUCUAGGAAUCCCUCUCUUUCGGAAUAGCAUCUGGAACAACAGAGUGACACCUGAAAGCUCCGGGAAUGAAACUCCCGGCUUCAUUGACAGUUCACCAUCACCUGGUAGCGCAAACUAUGGGUUUGAUUUACUCACUGGCGACAUCGCUAUGCCUCCGCCACCCCCCGCCGCGAGGCUGCAAAAGGCAGCCUCUACAAGAUUCGUACAAGCCGGAGACAUGGCCGCACAACAGUAUAGAGAGCAUCUCCACCAGUUCUGUGGUGGUAACUUGGCAAAGAAUUUCAAUUACACGGAAGCUAUGGAGCUGGAAAUCAUACGCCUCCGCCUCGGCCUCUCGGCAGCCAUGAGGGACCGAGUGCUCUUGGAUUCCGGAAAAGACCCCGCGCUUCUAAAUCCCAAUGGACUUGUGAGUCCGGCCAACUUGACUUCUCUCCGGCAGGCAGCAGUCCAGCUCGCGAUACUGAGCCAAGUUAUCACCGAAGACGAGGAGCUCCGAGCCAUCGGGUUGGUCCCUCCCAGCCAGAGAGGCGGCGAUCCAUACAGCAGGGACCAAGCGACGUGCUCUCACGCCGACUGCGAGGUGGUGAUGAUGAGAAAAGGAAGCAUGGUCCAGGGCGCGUCGACGGUGACGACCAUCUCUUCGUGCAACUCCUGCAACAAGAAAGUUUGCGGAUCCUGUGUGGCUGGCAGAGGGACUGCUCUCGUAGGAAACUUGCAGCAGGCUGUGCUGGGAGGCAGUGCCGCACAGGGUGUUGUCCGCGGCCGGGCUUCUCUGGACGCUGCGCUUUGCAAGAAAUGCGUCCAUCCUCUGGUGCACCAGGCGAUACUUCUCUACACGCUGAGGCAGCUGCUCUACGCGCACAAGAAGAAGCGCUUCAAGUCGGCGGUGCUAGCGGCUCUUCAGGACUGUAAGAUGCUGGGCAGCUCUAAAGAUGGUGGCAUUCCCAACGUCAAGAACUUGCUGCGAGGAGAGACGUCUCUGGCGGAGUAUCCGGAAUCCACACUUCUUUUCUCGGUCCAUUCCGAUAGAGGAUCCGAGCCAGCCACAUCGCUCAUAAGCACGCGAUCCAGCUUCAACACUAUGUCAUACUGGAGGGCUCCGCCAGGACUGCCGAGCGUCGAAUUCAGCAUCGUUCUUGGCCAGCCUUCUUCCGUUACUGGCAUCAUUUUGCUCGUGAGCCCGUGUGGUUACACAGCCCAGGAUGCUCCAACGGUUGAUAUAUGGUGUGGAAGCGUUGUCACGGAAACCGAGCGUGUUUACGCUGGAAGGUGGGAGUUUGGUUCCGCCGGAGGCACUCCACAGCAGCAGCUUAUCGGACCAGAGAGAGACCCGGCCAACCCUCGGCAUAUGGUCUUUAGAUUCCGGAGUCCCGUGAAGUGCCGGCUUGUAUGGCUCAGGCUCUCGCUUCCCAACGCGGCAAACAUGGCUCGUCCUUCAUCCGCAGCAACCUUGACGCAGUCUUUCGAUCUUCUCAGCUUUGAUAACCCCGUCCAACCUCAGAAUGGAAGACUGGGCCAGAGGUUGGGCUCUGCACAGGCUGCAGCUACGCCUCGGUUGCACGCCAGAAGAAUCAUCGUUACUGGUCGGAAGGUACUGGAUGAUCCGGAGGUGGUAGCGAGUCCACAAGCACCGGAGAAGAGUGCUUGGAAGAGCAUGCUGGAGACGCCUGCUCGAUAUGGACGGCUCAAGGUCCAAGUUGAUGGAGAACGGCUCAGUGAAAGCGGAAGGGUGAUAGAGCAGAUGAUCUCUUCUACUGUCCCAAACGUUGCGGGCUUCCGACUGGACGCUCUUGUCGCACUUCGAAACAUUGCGAAGCAGAACUUCGUCAGCAGCCAGCCAAAGUCGCUGGAUGCUGCGCUGGAUUCCAUGGACGAGUUCCUCAUCAGCCCGGCCGUGCUUAGCAUCCGUGUCACUGCUCUCCAGGUAAAACUCUACGAAUUGUUGCAGAGCGUUCUAACCUCCUAUCUUUUCUUCCUUCGCAGAGCUCGUCAGAUCGAUGUGUCCCAGUCGCGAACUACAUUCUGCCAAUGGCCAGAGUUGGCACCCCGCUCUACUUCGACUUCCCCAUGCCGAUCGAGGCCAGAGCUCUCUACUUCGAGCUCACCGGCAACAUCUCCGUCUUCAUGGAGGAAGAACCAGAGACCGACGCUAAAGAGGUUCCACUCCCAGCGGGCCUCUCGCUUUCCAACAAGAUCCGACUGUACCGCUACGCUCUCGCCGUGGAACUUGGAAAGUGGCCGCAGCUCUACGCGAUCUAAGUAGAGAUUUUUCCCAUAGCCGAGCGAAGGACGGAAGUUUUCCACCCCCUGUGAAGCUAGCCGCUUCUACUGUUUGUGCGAUAUAAAGUUUUCGUUUUUCUUGAAUGUAAGCUCUUGUUGAUA
Selaginella moellendorffii is the source of this 5041-nucleotide messenger RNA. RefSeq names its product probable phosphoinositide phosphatase SAC9. Bases 225 to 4922 code for a protein of 1565 amino acids. Gene Ontology annotation, molecular function: phosphatase activity; protein binding. The record is from RefSeq and is a predicted model, not a curated record. The transcript is spliced from 12 exons. Lineage: Eukaryota; Viridiplantae; Streptophyta; Lycopodiopsida; Selaginellales; Selaginellaceae.